Messenger RNA from Pistacia vera, 2189 nucleotides. Its product is annotated as phosphoglucomutase, cytoplasmic. Gene Ontology annotation, cellular component: cytosol. The record is from RefSeq and is a predicted model, not a curated record. Gene Ontology annotation, biological process: carbohydrate metabolic process. Gene Ontology annotation, molecular function: phosphoglucomutase activity; magnesium ion binding. The transcript has 18 exons. Bases 176 to 1927 code for a protein of 583 amino acids. Lineage: Eukaryota; Viridiplantae; Streptophyta; Magnoliopsida; Sapindales; Anacardiaceae.
UUUUUUUUUUAAAAGAAAAAGAAAAAGAAAAAAAGAAUCUUAUACACGUUCCCCUCUGAUUUUGCCACCUUACAUUUCAUAAUUUAUUUUAUUUCCUAUAAAUUCCUCUCGCUCACACCAAUCUUCACACUUCUCUCGUGAACUCCUCGAAGAAUCUCAAAUUCUCUGUACAAACAUGGUGAAGUUUAACGUCACUCGCAAGGAGACUUCGCCUAUCGACGGCCAGAAGCCUGGCACUUCUGGCCUCCGCAAGAAGGUGAAAGUGUUUAAGCAACCAAAUUACCUGCAAAAUUUUGUUCAGUCAACAUUCAAUGCCCUUACACCAGAAAAAGUUAAAGGUGCUACACUUGUUGUUUCCGGCGAUGGCAGAUAUUACUCGAAGGACGCCAUUCAGAUUAUAAUUAAGAUGGCAGCUGCAAAUGGAGUACGACGAGUAUGGGUUGGUCAAAAUGGAUUGCUUUCAACUCCUGCUGUAUCAGCUGUAAUACGUGAAAGGGUUGGGGCUGAUGGAUCCAAGGCAACAGGGGCAUUUAUAUUGACUGCAAGUCACAAUCCAGGUGGUCCUCAUGAGGAUUUUGGUAUUAAAUACAACAUGGAAAAUGGUGGACCUGCUCCAGAGGGAAUCACUGACAAGAUCUUUGAGAACACAAAAACAAUUAAGGAGUACUUGGUUGCUGAAGAUCUACCAGAUGUGGAUAUCUCGGCUAUAGGUGUAACCAGCUUUGGGGGAGCAGAGGGACAAUUUGAUGUUGACGUUUUUGAUUCAGCCAGUGAUUAUGUGAAAUUGAUGAAGUCAAUUUUUGACUUUGAGUCUAUUAAGAAGCUGCUUUCAUCUCCAAAAUUUACAUUCUGCUAUGAUGCACUUCAUGGAGUUGCUGGUGCCUAUGCAAAACGUAUUUUUGUGGAAGAACUUGGUGCACCAGAAAGUUCAUUAUUAAACUGCGUACCCAAGGAGGACUUUGGUGGUGGGCAUCCAGAUCCCAAUUUGACUUAUGCAAAAGAAUUGGUUGCUCGUAUGGGAUUGGGCAAAGCACCUUCUCAGGAUGAGCCACCAGAAUUUGGUGCUGCAGCUGAUGGUGAUGCGGAUCGUAACAUGGUCCUUGGUAAAAGGUUUUUUGUUACUCCCUCAGAUUCAGUUGCCAUCAUUGCUGCAAAUGCAGUUGAAUCCAUACCCUAUUUUUCUUCUGGUUUGAAGGGAGUUGCCAGGAGCAUGCCAACAUCAGCUGCCCUUGAUGUUGUAGCCAAACACUUGAAUUUGAAGUUUUUUGAGGUACCUACUGGGUGGAAAUUUUUUGGUAAUUUGAUGGAUGCUGGAUUAUGUUCAGUAUGCGGGGAAGAAAGUUUUGGGACUGGUUCUGAUCAUAUACGUGAGAAAGAUGGAAUCUGGGCUGUUCUCGCCUGGCUAUCCAUACUUGCUUAUAAGAACAAGGAAAACCUCAAUGGGGAUAAGCUUGUGACUGUUGAAGAUAUAGUGCGCAAGCAUUGGGAAACUUAUGGUCGCCAUUAUUAUACUCGUUAUGACUAUGAGAAUGUGGAUGCAGGUGCAGCAAAGGAAUUAAUGGCACAUUUGGUUAAGUUGCAAUCUUCCAUUCCCGACGUUAAUAAACUUGUGAAGGAGAUACAUUCAGAUGUGUCAAAUGUUGCCAGUGCUGAUGAAUUUGAAUACAAAGAUCCUGUUGAUGGUUCCAUCUCAAAGCACCAGGGUAUCCGAUACUUGUUUGAGGAUGGAUCACGAUUGGUUUUCCGCCUCUCAGGAACUGGCUCCGAAGGUGCAACCAUCCGUCUCUACAUUGAACAAUACGAGAAGGAUCCUUCCAAAACUGGGAGAGAUUCUCAAGAGGCACUUGCUCCUUUGGUGGAGGUUGCUCUAAAACUUUCCAAGAUGCAGGAAUUCACCGGCCGCUUAGCACCUACUGUUAUUACAUAAAUGCACAGUGUUGAUAUACACACCAAGUUUGAAAGUGUUCUCGAGUAAUAAUAAAAAAAUCCGGUUGUGUCGAUUUCAGGUGCAGAACAAUUGGAAACUUAUCCAAAACUCAUACUUUGUUCAUUACCGAGUUAGAUGUUUUAUAUAUGUUUGUUGUUCUGGUGCCUUAUUAUAAACAGAUGAAGAGCUUUGUGACUCAGAGCAUUUCCUGAUCAAAAGUUUUGUUGUUCUAAAUAAAUUAUGAACGUGCCUUAUUACUUUC